This is a messenger RNA of Macadamia integrifolia, 2630 nucleotides long. Its product is annotated as protein SIEVE ELEMENT OCCLUSION B-like. The record is from RefSeq and is a predicted model, not a curated record. Gene Ontology annotation, biological process: phloem development. NCBI's taxonomy places the organism in Eukaryota, Viridiplantae, Streptophyta, Magnoliopsida, Proteales, Proteaceae. The coding region runs from base 369 to 2042 and encodes 557 amino acids. The transcript has 7 exons.
UUGACAUGGCAGUAGCAUUUUCUUUUCUAUAAAGUUCCCAACCAUUUGGAAGCAUAAAGAGACUAAAUAAUGGGAUUUGGAACCAAUGCCUAGCCCCAUAUAGAAGCAAAGAAAAUUUUGACUUUGUUCCAAAGUUGGUUCCCCAUAAGAAUCUCCGUCCUUUUAAUAGCUAUAUAUGCUAGCAUUGUAUCCAAAAAUGAAACAAAGGAAAAAUAUACAUUAAGGGUACUUGGCUGGGCCUUUGUACAAAAAACAACUCAUCAUCGCAUUCUUCUUCAAAUUGGAUACACCAAGAGAAAGAAGAAAACAAGUUUAGAAAGAUGGCAACCACUCCCAUUUCAAAGAUACCACAAUAGCAACAACAACUGAUGGCGCCGCAGCAGCAACACAGUGAGGGUCACGAUCAAUUCACCACCUCAGAUGACAAUGUAAUGAUAAAGCAGAUCUUGGCCACCCAUGCUAAUCAUAAUUUCCACAAGGUCGACCUCAGGCCCCAUCUCCAAAUCAUUAAGAAAAUCGUCCAGCACUCCACCACUCUCGAAUGCACCAAUGUUCACGACGAGGAAGUUUCUUCACACAUGGAAAGCUUGGACGAGAAGAUCCGAAAGGUCGACUUCGUAGGUAUGCUUGAAUCACUGGCUUACACUAUACACAAGAUCUCCAAUGAGAUAUCGUGCAAGUGCUUUGGGGGUGGAGAUGCACACUGGACAACAGUGGAAUUGUUGAAGUCCCUAUCAAAAUUCUCUUGGGAUGCCAAGGUGGUGGUGGCCUUGGCCGCCUUUGGAGUCACCUAUGGGGAGUUUUGGUUGGUGGUGGAACUCUAUCAGACACACCCUUUGGCCAAAUCCAUAGCACUACUAAAGCAAUUACCUGACAUAUUUGAGCAAUUGGAGAAAUUGAAGCCUAGGUUUGAAGCUCUUUGGAGCCUUAUCAAAGCCAUGCUCGAUGUGACCAAGUGCAUCGUCCAAUUCCAUGAGCUGCCACCUCAAUACAUCUCCCCUAACCAACCACCAAUGUUGGUGGCCACCGCCCUCAUCCCCACUGCUGUUUACUGGACCAUUAGGAGUGUCGUUGCCUGUGUAUCCGAUGUUAUUGGCCUUAUUGGUUUGGAUCACAAGUAUGUAAUUUACAUAUCUCCCUCUCUACCUUCUCCACUGUUCAUUCACCUUUGUUUAUCUAUUCCCUUCACUGUUGAGGCUGGUGAGCUGUCCAACUUAGAACACAAGGUCAACAAAAUACAUGAACACCUAACCAAGCAACUCGAAAUUUGCAAUCAGCAUGUUGAUGAGAUGAAAGAGCUCGAAGCUUAUAACCCUCUAGUACAACUGUUUGAAACGAGUCAGGUGGACAACAUGAAUAUUCUCAAAGCAUUGAUUCCCGCUAGCAAGGAUGAUUUGCGGCCGCUUGUUUAUGGGCCCACUAGAACAAGGUUUGGCAUUGAAGUGCUCAGAUAUAAAUGGUCGUUGUUGUUGAUAUCGGACUUGUACAUCUCUCGAGAAGAAUUUACGAUUUUUAACCAGAUCAUGUGCGAGAUGAGGUGGUACGUGAAACAAAAAACUGAAAUUUUGGGUCUCCAAAGGAUCAUCGGUCGGUUUGAGUCUGGUUUCCAAGUGGUGUGGAUCCCCGUGGUGGACAAGACUCUCCCAUGGACCGAAACCAUGCAGAGAGACUAUGAUCGAUUGCAGGCCACUAUGCCGGAGUACUCGGUUCACCAACCUUCUUUGAUCAAUCCAGGAGUGAUUAAAUACUUCAAGGAGAUGUGGCACUUCAACAAGAAGCCAAUCUUGGUGGUUUUGAAUGGAUUGGGUAAGGUUGAGAACCCCAACGCCCUCCAUAUGUUGUGGAUCUGGAGAAGCUUUGCCUUCAAUUUCUCCAGCAACCAGGAGAAAGAACUCUGGAGUUCAGAGACCUGGAGACUUGAAUUCUUGGUUGAUGGCAUUGAUGAAGAUAUACUCCGUUGGAAGAAAAAUAAUUAUUUUUUGCAGGUGAAGGAGGAAGAACAAUUCAUUUGCUUAUAUGGAGGAGAAGAUAUAAUUGGAUAAAGAAAUUCACGACGAAGGCAAGAGCAGUGGCACAAGAAGCAGGCAUACUAUUCAAGAUGAUGUACGUAGGGAAGAGAAACCCGAAGGGUCGAGUGAAGAUGAACAUUGACAUCAUCACAACAGAGAACCUUAGCGAUUGUUGGAAAAACCACACACUCAUUUGGUUCUUCUGGAACCUACUAAAGAGCAUGUGGUAUUCCAAGAUGAAGCAUGGCAGCACCAUUGAUAAUGACCACAUAAUGCAGGAAAUCUUGACAAUGCUAAUCUUUGAUGGAAAUGAGCAAGGAUGGGCAUUGAUCGUAAGGGAUCAGAAAUCAUGGCCAAAGCCAAUGGAGAAUUGUUCUUGAAAUGCUUUGAGGAAUACAAUAAGUGGAAGGAAAACGUUGAUGGUAAGGGUUUCAUUCAGGCACUCAAUGAUCACUUGAAAAAGCUACACACAUUGGAUCACUGCAAUCACCUCAUCCUUCCAGGGAUAGACGGAAUGAUCCCCGAGAAGGUGCUCUGUACUAAGUGUGGGCACCCUAUGGAGAAGUCUGUGUCUGUCAUUUACAACUGCUGCAACAAUUAGUUGUGGCUCUCACCUGUUGC